Molecule: messenger RNA, 1818 nt
Organism: Aspergillus viridinutans
Lineage: Eukaryota; Fungi; Ascomycota; Eurotiomycetes; Eurotiales; Aspergillaceae
Product: putative acyl-CoA thioester hydrolase
Exons: 9
Coding region: 1-1818 (605 amino acids)
Biological process (GO): acyl-CoA metabolic process
Cellular component (GO): mitochondrion
Molecular function (GO): fatty acyl-CoA hydrolase activity
Source: RefSeq, a predicted model, not a curated record
AUGCCCAUGCGCGUCAAGACACCGUGGAUCGAGGCGUUGACGAAGAGUCGCGAGGAUGCACAGUCGAGCCAGACACCUCGUGCGCAGGGAAAGCCAGACUUGACACCAAAGAAAAUGUCAGAUAGUUAUUACAGCGCCAUCCUCCCCCUGAGUCAAGACAAAUGGUUGCUUGAUUCUUACCUGAAUGCUUCGGGACAUAUCAGACUGGGAUCACUGCUGAUGGACCUGGAUGCCUUGGCGGGCAUCAUCGCGUACAAACACGCCGGUGAGUCGGUAGCUACUGUGACGGCGGCAGUGGAUCGAAUUACCAUUGAGCAUCCUCUAAUGGAGAUUUGUGAUCUUGAGCUGAGCGGUCAGGUCACGUAUGCCACGGGGAGAUCAAGCAUGGAGGUGUCCCUUCAAGUGACCAAGGUCCCUGCAGAAGGAGAACCGGUGAAGCCGGAGGAUGUCCUAAUUACCUGCGCCUUUACCAUGGUGUCGCUUGAUCCCGCCACCAAGAAGCCCGUUCCUAUUGCACCUUUGCUUGUGGAAAAUGCGGAGGAACGUCUUCUCUUCCACAAGGGCGAGGAGAAUUAUCAAGCCAAGAAGGCUCUGAGAACGAGGAGUCUCCUGGAGAAGGCGCCUGACGCUGAAGAAAGUAAUCUGAUACAUAGCAUGUGGACGAAGGAGAUGUCCUAUCUGAAUCCCGAAUCACCUGCUCAAAGACCUGACAAUAUGGUUUUCAUGAGCGACACGGUACUGAAAUCCGCCAUGAUUAUGCAACCGCAGGACCGCAACCGACACAACUUUAUGAUCUUCGGUGGCUUUCUCCUCAAACAGACUUUCGAACUGGCAUUCUGCUGCGCCGCCUCUUUUUCCCAUGCCCGUCCCAACUUCAUCUCCCUGGAUCCCAGCACCUUCGAGAACCCUGUGCCUGUGGGAAGCGUUCUGUACCUACGGGCUACGGUCGCUCACACAGAACCCUUGGAGAGAGACGGCACCACAUACACCAAAGUGCAGGUCCGCGUCGACUCCAAAGUGAGGGACGUGGAGCACGGCAGCAGGAAAUCUACGGGCCAAUUUAACUAUACCUUCUUGGUCGAGAAAGACAUUCAGGUCAUGCCCCGAACUUAUGGUGAAUUUAUGCUCUGGACCGAUGCGCGCAGACGAGCACAGAAUGCUGCCGCCAUGGUGACUGGUUCUAGGGAGCCCAGCACUCUUCGCAACAUCAAGGAUAGUACUCAAGCUCUUGUGGAAGCCUCAAUGUCACUCCCCAAUGUAUGGCAUUUACGUCGGGUGGCCGAUACUGCCGCCAAAGCAUGCUUCGUUUGCUACAAACCCUCCACUAGUGUUCUGAUUACACCAGACAACAAGGAUUUCUUCUAUGUCUGCCCUGUCCAUCUACAAGAUAGGCAUUUCUGCUCUCCCAUCGUGGACUCGGAGCAGGCAGCAGCCAAGGCAAAGCAGGAAGCAUUGGCGCGGGAAAUAGAGAUAGUGAAAAAGGAGUAUGAAGAGAAGCAGCGACGGAAGAAGGAAAAGGAGAAGGACAAGAAGGCCGAUGACGAGUUGAAGGAUUCAGACAAGAAACCCAAGAAAUCGGACAAGGAGGGCGACAGCGGCGCCAAGUCACUUGAGAAGGAGAGAGAUGAGAAGAUCGAGUCUCUCACAAAGUCCGCUUCGUCGUCCGCUAUGAAUGACUCGCCUCGUAUUUUCGCUUUGCAUAAAAAUUUCUACCAGAUGCGCGUCGACAGACAGCGUAAUAUUGAAAUGACCAAGCGGAAUCGUCAGCGCUUGCAAGAACCGUCUCUCUUCCCGUCUGUCCCAUCUGGCGAUCUUUGA